Messenger RNA from Ipomoea triloba (trilobed morning glory), 2018 nucleotides. Its product is annotated as transcription factor DIVARICATA-like. The record is from RefSeq and is a predicted model, not a curated record. Bases 746 to 1645 code for a protein of 299 amino acids. The transcript is spliced from 2 exons. Lineage: Eukaryota; Viridiplantae; Streptophyta; Magnoliopsida; Solanales; Convolvulaceae. Gene Ontology annotation, molecular function: DNA binding.
UUCACCAAAACUCCAUUCUCAACCAAUCACAACUCACCAGUCACCACCAUCUUCAGCCCAGCCCUCUGUUUUACAGCUCCCUCCCUGUCUCUCUCCAAAGAUUUUUCUUCACAGAAAGUGAAUAAUAAUUCCAGAGAUUCAUUGCUUGGAGCUCUCUGCUUUCUUUAUUGCUCCCAAUCUGGCCAUCUUUUUCUUCUUGCUUUCUGGCCUUUUGUUUUUCUUUUUAUCAUACAUCAAGGGGGAAAAGGUAGUAAUUGUAGCAAACUUUCCCACUUUUCUCUCUACAAAACCCCAGCCUCAAGCUUCUCAGAAACUCACAGUUUUGUUUCAGCUGUCUUCUGUUACAAAAUUCUGGAAAGUUCUAUUUUUUUGUUUGGGGGGGGGGUGGUUUAUCCUUUUUUAAUUCUGGGAUUUUGGUCGUUUCAAACAAAUCUUAGUGUAAAUUUCUUGUAUUUGGAUUCUGUAAUCAGUUGUUUUCAAGAUUUUUUUUAUUUGAUUUGGAAAAGGUGGUCUUUUUUAGAUUCCUCAUUGAAGGGGGUGGAUAGAAUUAAAAAGAAAAAGAAAGAAAUGGGUAAAAUAUUCUGAUUCUCCUCUCCAAAUGCUUCUUGAUUAAACACUGAUAUUGCCAUUGUGGAACCUCCAUCUCUCUUUCUUCACUGCUAUCAACAAUGGAAAAUCUCUGAUUCUUUCUUCUUUUUUUGUUAAUCUGUGAAAUUUGGGUUUUUUUUUUUUUUCUUUUUUCUUGAUGAAGUGGGAGAUGGGGAUUCUGUCACCGGAUUCAUCUUAUCUGUCAAGCUCAAGCUGGUUUCAUGAAGGAACAAAAUGGAGUCCGGCAGAGAACAAGGCGUUUGAGAAGGCUCUUGCUUUGUACGACAAGGACACGCCGGACCGGUGGGAGAGGGUGGCGGAGAUGGUGCCCGGAAAGACGGUGGGGGAUGUUAUCCGGCAGUACAAGGAAUUGGAAGAUGAUGUUACCAGCAUAGAGGCUGGUCUCAUGGAUUUGAUUCCCAUUCCUGAUUAUACCACUUCUUCACCUUUUACAUUGGAAUGGGGUGGUGCCCACCGCCCGGCUUUUGUCGCCGGAGGAGGGAAGAGACCGCCGGCGAACCGGGCCCCGGAGCAUGAACGGAAGAAGGGUGUUCCAUGGACUGAAGAAGAACACAAGUUGUUUCUGAUGGGGCUAAAGAAGCAUGGGAAAGGGGAUUGGAGGAACAUUUCGCGAAAUUUCGUGAUUACAAGAACCCCAACACAAGUAGCCAGCCAUGCCCAGAAGUUCUUCAUCAGGCAGAAUUCAGGAGGGAAGGACAAGAGAAGAGCUAGCAUUCAUGACAUAACCACAGUGAGCAUUGAUGAGCACCAGAUGGCUUCACCCGACACCAAGAAGCGCUGCGAUGAUUCCCCGGAUCAGGCAGGCGUGGCGCUAUCCCAGCCACAGCAGCAGCCUGAUUCUGGUGUGCACAAAAGGCCCUUUUCGUGGAAUCAUCAGGGAAACAUUGGGAUGGCUAUAAGUGGAUUCAGCUCAGCGUCGCCUGGGAAUUUGUUCGCGUAUGCGUUUGGGCCUCAAACGAUUCACGAAUCCAUCUUUGGGUCUCAAACUAUGGCUUUCCCAAUACAGUCAGCUGCACAGCAAUACCCUUUUGCUUGAAAUGGGAUUUCUGCUAGAAAACCAGAGCUGAAUUGAACAAGAAAUGGUUUUAUGAAGUUUACAACCAUCUUAGUCUUCUGCUUUUGUUAUUUGUUUUUUUGUUUUUUUACUGUCACUUUCCUAUUUGCCCUGUGAAUAUGUUGUUUUGUUGCCUUUUGGUUUAGUCUUCAGUAAGGAUGUGUUUGUUUGUAGGAAGUGCAGACCAUAUGGAAAUGCCAUAUUGAAAAUGAAACAUCUCACUGGGGGGGUACUGUUUUUGUGUACUUUGAGAAGACACUAUUGGAUGUAAUGUUAGUGGGCACCUUAUGGUUCUCAACAAAGCUUUUUGCAAAUGAUAUAAUUAACUGGUUCAGGGCUAAAGAGCCACCCACAA